Sipha flava (yellow sugarcane aphid) is the source of this 742-nucleotide messenger RNA. RefSeq lists its product as uncharacterized. The transcript is spliced from 2 exons. Bases 1 to 633 code for a protein of 210 amino acids. The record is from RefSeq and is a predicted model, not a curated record. Lineage: Eukaryota; Metazoa; Arthropoda; Insecta; Hemiptera; Aphididae.
AUGUUUAAAACUCUUGCUCCAGGUAUUCCAUUGCCACCCGAACCCGUAAUCACGCGAUGGGGAACCUGGCUAGAUGCUGUAAAUUACUAUUGUGAGAAUUUUUCUUAUGUAAAAAAAGUUGUACUUGAAUUAAAUCAUGAUGAUUCGACUAAUAUAAAAGAAGCAAAAAAACUUAUGUCUAAAUCAAGUUUAGAGGCUAAUUUGAUUUAUAUAAAAUCUAAUUUUAGUUUCAUUCCUUCAGAAAUAAAAAAGCUGGAGGCUUCUGGAGUCUUAUUAUCAGAAACUAUUAAUACAAUUAAAAAAAUUGAAACUUCAUUGUCCCUUGCUCCUAAUGUAAUCGGAGAAACAAUAUCAAACAAACUGAAUAAUGUUUUGAUGAAAAAUAAUGGGUUCAAAGUUUUAAAAAAUAUAUCUGCUAUUCUGGACGGUGAAAAUACAAGUAGAGAUGGUAUUCCGGAAGACCUAACUUUAAAUGAUAUGGUUCAUUUCAAAUAUGCCCCUGUUACUUCUGUGGACGUUGAACGAAGUUUUUCUUCAUAUAAAAACAUUUUAUCUGACCGCCGUCGCAGCUUCCUGUUUGAAAAUCUUAAGAAUCAUCUAAUUGUGCAAUGCAAUAAUAUGUGUACAGAAUAAUUAUACCAGGAAGCGGUUGAAUUCACAAGUCAAAUUUAUACCUAUUUUAUUCAUAAAUCAUAAUUAUUAAUUAAUAUUUUAAAAAUAAAUUUUUUCACUCAUCUAAGUA